Messenger RNA from Capronia epimyces CBS 606.96, 1653 nucleotides. Its product is annotated as threonine synthase. Gene Ontology annotation, molecular function: threonine synthase activity; pyridoxal phosphate binding. The coding region runs from base 1 to 1653 and encodes 550 amino acids. Gene Ontology annotation, biological process: L-threonine biosynthetic process. Lineage: Eukaryota; Fungi; Ascomycota; Eurotiomycetes; Chaetothyriales; Herpotrichiellaceae. The transcript has a single exon. The record is from RefSeq and is a predicted model, not a curated record.
AUGGCAGCCAACAAUUCAAAGUACUCCAGUACACGGUACCAUGAUCCUUCACAGCGCGAAUUUUUCAGCUUUGAGGAGGUCGUGCUGAAGGGGCUAGCAUCUGAUGGGGGGCUAUUCCACCCUCACGAAGUCCCAAACGUCGGAUCGAAGUAUUUGGAAUGGAGAGACCUGUCGUUUCCCGACCUGGCCUACCAGAUCAUCAGGCUGUACGUUGACGACCAUGAGAUCUCCAACGACGAGCUCAAGACAUUAGUCGAUCGCAGCUAUUCAACCUUUAGACACCCGGACACGGUGCCUUUGGUCACACUCGACGAGAGCAAAAACCUACAUCUGCUAGAACUCUUCCACGGGCCGACAUUUGCGUUCAAGGAUGUGGCCCUACAGUUCCUUGGGAACCUGUUCGAAUUCUUCCUGGUCCGCAAAAACCAGAACCUGAAGCCCGGCGAGCCCAGACAUCAUCUCACGGUCAUUGGAGCCACCUCUGGUGACACAGGGUCUGCAGCCAUCUACGGUCUGCGCGGGAAGAAGGACGUCAGCAUCUUCAUCAUGUUCCCCGAUGGCAAGGUAUCGCCGGUCCAGGAGGCGCAGAUGACGACAGUGCUGGACCCCAAUGUGCACUGCUUGAGCGUGCAGGGCACUUUUGAUGACUGCCAGGACUAUGUCAAGGCGUUGUUUGCAGACCCGGACAUGAACAAGAUUCACCAUCUAGCCGCAGUGAAUUCGAUAAACUGGGCCCGUAUUCUAGCUCAGAUCACCUAUUACUUCUAUGCCUACUUCCAACUCCUCAAGAAGAAUCCAGAGUUGACGAAGGCCAAGUUUGUUGUGCCAACUGGCAACUUUGGGGAUAUUCUGGCAGGGUACUAUGCGCUGCGCAUGGGUCUUCCGGUCGCCAAACUCAUCGUCGCAACGAACGAGAACGACAUUUUACAUCGCUUCUGGCAGACAGGGUCAUACUCGAAAAAGCCAAAGCCUGCAGGAGAGCCUCAUGGCGGCAUCAAGGAAGACGGCGCCCAGGCACACGAAGCCGGUGUCAAGGAAACAUACAGUCCUGCCAUGGACAUUCUGGUCUCAUCAAACUUCGAACGGCUUUUGUGGCAUUUGAGUUUGGAACACGAAUUGGAGGUGAACCCCGACGUCAAAUUCGAGGAGACGGUCAGAGUUGCAGGCGGCAAGAUCAAUGGAUGGUUCCAAGAGUUGAAGAACACCGGUUCCUUCACGGUAGAUGGACAGAUCUCAGACAAGGCACGAGCCAUCUUCAGUACUUACCGGGUCAGCAACCCUGAAACCCUGGAGGCGAUACGCGAGUGUUAUCGAGGAAAAGCCAUCUCGACGAAAGGAUACGUUCUGGACCCUCAUUCCGCUAUCGGUGUGGCUGCGAGUCUGCGUGAGAUCUCAGCGGCUGGCCAAACCGAUGUCCCGACGGUGUCCCUUGCAACGGCGCAUCCGGCCAAAUUCGCGGGGGCGGUAGAACUGGCCCUGCAGGAGGAAAAGUCCUUUGACUUCAGCUCGGUUUUGCCCGAACAGUUCGUUGGCCUAGGUGAGAAAGAACGAAAGGUGGUGCAAGUGUCCAGCAAAGAGGGAUUGCCUGGCAUUCGCCAGAUCAUUACCAGGGAGGUGCAACAGGAAAAGGAGGUUAGACAAAACGGGGUUUGA